AUGCUCUUGCCUAAGGGAAACGGAAGCCAAAGCCCGAAGGUUCGAGUGACGCCUCAACAGCAAAAAGUGAACAAGCCACUUGCAUCUGAGGUAUCGGAAACUGCAGACCCUCUACCCCAGAUUGCAAUCAACACUCACUCGAAUCCGAAGGCGGAGGUGCGUGGAAGUGGUAGAUCCAAGGGCGAAAAUACUGCAACUAGCCCAAGGGGACCCCACGCAACCCGAGUACCUGCAGUAAGAUCAUGGUCGCCUAUCUGGUACGCCCAACAUCUGCGAGACCAGUCAUCGGAGCAAGCUAUAGCUUUACUUUGUAUCACUGUGCACCCUAAACAUUAUCUUGAAGCUACCCAUCAAGUACUUCACGAGUUAAAUAAACUAACGGUCGAGGAGGCAGCAACAGCUAUUCACGAGUUACAUGGACCAAAACGAUACAUCCGCGGAACAGGGAAUUCAAUGUUCCUACCUGUGUCUUUGACCACUAUCGACGAUUGUCGGUCCAUUGCAACUUGCGCCCUUCUCGAUUCCGGAUGCAUGGGAUCAUCUAUCAACGCUGGAUUCGUUCAGGCUAAGGGGCUCAACAUGCAUAAGCUUGCACGCCCAGUCCCAGUAUAUAAUGCAGACGGAUCCUUAAAUAAUGGGGGUUCUAUCACAGAUUACGUGGUACUGCAACUUGCCAUAGGUCAACAUGUCGAACGUAUCACUUUUGGGGUCACAAAUCUCGGAAGCAGUAAUAUU
Molecule: messenger RNA, 735 nt
Organism: Suillus clintonianus
Lineage: Eukaryota; Fungi; Basidiomycota; Agaricomycetes; Boletales; Suillaceae
Exons: 1
Source: RefSeq, a predicted model, not a curated record